This is a messenger RNA of Mauremys reevesii (Reeves's turtle), 2579 nucleotides long. RefSeq names its product THAP domain containing 8 (gene THAP8). Bases 132 to 1649 code for a protein of 505 amino acids. The record is from RefSeq and is a predicted model, not a curated record. NCBI's taxonomy places the organism in Eukaryota, Metazoa, Chordata, Testudines, Geoemydidae. The transcript is spliced from 4 exons.
GCGCGCCCUCGGACGGACGGCGGGCGGGUUCUAAGCGUAGCGACGCACGGCGUCGCCUUGCGUGCGGCCGUGGCGCGGCGCGGCGCGUGUCACGUGCGAGGGGAGCCAGCCCGGCGCUGGGGCGCGCGACGAUGCCCAAGUACUGCCGGGCGCCGAACUGCUCCAACUCGGCCGGGCAGCGCCGGCCGGGCGGCGAGCGCCUCAGCUUCUAUAGGUUUCCCUUGCAUAACCCAGAACGACUCCAACAAUGGCUCUCUCAGAUGAACCAAGAGAAGUGGGUACCCACCAGAUACCAGCAUUUAUGCAGUGAGCACUUUGCUCCGUCAUGUUUUGAAUACAGGUGGGGGGUUCGCUAUCUAAAGCCUGAUGCUGUCCCCACCAUCUUUCAACUGUCUGAAAAACCCCUGAAAAGGGAGAAUCCUGCCAGGCCCCCAUGCGAAACACAGGCCAAGAAGCUAAUUGCUGAGAACAGCAUGGACAGGACCUCGCAGGGGCCACAAGCCGUGGCAGCCCAUCCCACUCCGGACACACUGGAAGCUCUCGCCAUAGCUAUCGACCCGGGUCUGUCCUCGGCCCCGAUCUACGUGGAAGCCCAGCCCUCUGUCUCGGAUCUGGACCUUCAUGCCCUCUCCUCCCCUCUGGUCGGGGCGGUGAACCUGAUGCCUCUCGUUCAGAUCAUGGAGCCGCUCAAUGCUGUGGCGCUGGCUGUGGCCUCACCCACGGAGGGUGUAGAGUCCAUCCCCAUCCAUCUCCCAGGCCAGCCGUUCCCUCCUGCCAUGGACCAGCGUGUGGAUUUCUCCGUCGAGGCCUCUCCGGACUCUUUUGUGGCAGACGUGCCUGAGCAAUUUGCCACAGAGAUCAUGGUCUCUUGUGAGGACGCUGCUGUAGUGGACCAGCCCGAGGGCACCUUCGCUGCUGAUCAGGCACAUACCCUGGUGGCCACGGUGGACCCACAGGAGAUUGCAGACCAGGGCACCCUCUUCAUUGAGAACGUGUCCAUCCAGCCCCUUCUGGAAACUGACCCUUCCACCGCAGCUGUCCUCAGCUCCCUGCAGGUGUCGACCACCCAGAUGGUGGCGUAUUUUGAAACCAUCCCCACUGCGCCGGUGGUGUCCUCCAGCACCAUGGGGCCGCUGACGUCCAGUGCAUCGCCUCCCGAGACCGUGUUGUCCUCGGCCUUGACGGUGCCCAUUGUCUCGACGGUGCCCAUAGUGUCGAACUAUGCCGCCGGCUCCCUGGAUGAUGACGACUCCUCCUCCACCAUCGAGGUGGAGCUCUGUGCCGAAACCCUGGAGGAGCAACUUGAGGAGCACCGCUACCACAAGAAUGAGCUGACCACCCAGCAGCUGGUCGACCUGGUGAUGGGCCUGCAGAAGAAGGUCAAGGUGCUGCAGCAGCGACACCGGCGUCACUGCACCAAACUGGAAGCCAUGGAGGGUGUGGUGGAGCAGCUGAGGAAGGAGAGCCUGGUGUCGGAUGAGAAGCUCAAGCUGCUGGAGAUGGCGUGCCUGCAGUCCAGCGCGGUGAUGCCAGAAAGCGGCAGCACAGUUGCCAUCAUCUGCCAGGAGGAAGACCGGGCUCUAGUGUACGCUGUUCCCCAGCUCCCAGAGGAGGGGAAUGAGACAAUCAUCCACGUGGAAGAGCAGUAACCAAGAGACCCGUGCUCUAGAGCCCUCCGCUCCCUGCUUCACUGAGCUGCACGGUCAGGGAUCACCCUGGUCCUUCUCUCCCCAGCAACAGGAGCAGCGAUUCCCGUGCUGCUGGCAAUGAUGCAGCAGCUGCGUAUUCAAUGGCCUUCAUGCUAUGGCACUUUAUUUUGGUGGGGAGUGGAGAGGUGGGUUUGUUUCGAGUUGGAAUGAUUGUUUAUAAAGGGUCUUCUCAUGGGGGGAUCGAGUUACUGGCUCGUCCACGUAUCCACCUCCCUGAGCUGCAGGGUCCUGCUGUCACCGGGUUAAUAACCACCGAUUAAAAGCUGUAUUUACUCGUGUACUUGCUCUGCCUGCUGCACAUAAGCUGGCUGCCUGCUUGAGUGACAACAAAAAUGAGCAGGGUGUGUGUAUAAGCCAAGCCAACUCACCCCUUCCUAAGCUCCUGAAAACUCCUGUCAGCUUUGCUGCUGGCCCUGAGUUUUCUGCCUCUCUGGCACUGUUGGGGCAGUUAACCUAAUUGUUCCUCUGGGUCAUCCUGUGUAUGAGCCCUCCCCGGCUGCUGCCGUGGAAGCCUAGCACAAAUUUGUCGGCCUAUGCACAAGUAUCUGUGCGAAUGGGAAAUGGACCGAGCAGACUGAAGCGGCAAAGCUGGGCUGGAAAUCUUGAGGAUAGCAGUGCAGAGGUUCUGGAGGGACGUGUGACUGUGUCUCAGUUAACACUGACCAGCUGCGGUGUCACCCAAAACGCUGUCGUUACAAGGCUCACCGUUGAUCCCCGGGGUGCCACGCAUCCUGGGUGUGCACAGUUUGCUGUGAUAUUUAAACGGCUUGUUCUAGGCAGUAGCGCCCACCCCAAAUGCUCAAAACAUCACCAAAAAAUCAUGAGACAAUGUAAACAUAAUGGCUUUGGUGUUCUUUUUAUUUGCCUCCU